CUUCAUUUUGUAAUACCUUAUCAAGGCCCCACUCUGAACAAUGCCAAUUAAAACGUAGAUCACGGUGUCUUAACACAACCCAUUCGUCACUCUGAACAAUGCCAAUUAAAACGUGGUUCAAUUAUCACGCUGUCUUAACACAAGCCAUUCGUCAUGGUAACGGCAUAAUGACAACGAGGUGAAUAUCUCUACAGUUUUCGUAUGAAGAAAAAAUUGAAGGCAACGUCAGAGCUGCUGUAUCCAUCUUAAAAACAUGUCAUGGUUUUCGGCGACCUUAAUCUCGAUACUUUUCUUGCUACUUUUAGUCAGCAACCGGAGUUUUCUCCAAGCCUCCUGCCCGCCCGGCUGGCUGAAAUGGCGACAGUCUUGCUACAUCCGACUCCCUAACAGGAUGAAUUGGUUUGAGGCCUCGGAGGCUUGUAACCGACCAGGAGGCAGCAUGAUUGUGCCCAAUUCAAAGGAGGAAAACCUCUUCAUCUGGGAGUCAUUGGUAACAGGCACCGGUGGACUCUGGAUUGGUUGUACGGAUGCGGCUCAAGAGGGUGUCUGGCUGUGCGAUGGUCAGCCUGCACAAUACACCAACUGGCAUCCGAGCUACCCAAGCAGAAGCAAUAAACGUAACUGCGCCCGUAUAUCCACCUACGAAGGAUGGCGUUGGGUCGAUAAGACACUUUGCAAUAGACAGCGAUUUGCUGCCUGUGAGAUGACACCCUCUUCGGUACCAGCCUACCACACCUUCACCGGUCCCGAUGGGCGUGUCCCCCAGCGAUGCCUCCUCCAUCACGACAUCAAGAAUCUGACGGCAGAGGGCUUGCUUGCCUGUGGCUGGGCGUGCUGGGCCGAUCCCCGAUGCCGCUCCUUUAAUCUCUGGCAGAGCAAGAAGAAACAAAAGAUGUGUCAACUCAAUGACGUCACUCGUCUUGUGGCUGAUGACAACGACUUCAAGGCAACCGACAACUGUUACUUUUUUAAUUUGUGAAAAUAUUUCACCGAAAGAACACGUGCCGUCAAUGCUCGGACGAACACUAUACUACUGUUGGAAAUACACUGAUACCUUAUUACGCAUUAACAUUAUAAAUACACUGCUGAUUGAUUGGAACUCACAAACAUCGAUGCCUUGUUUUAGAAGUAGCUGAGUUUAAGGUUAAAAUCUCAAUCUCAAAUUUGCCGUAUUUGUGUUUUGUCACGGGAUGAACAACAUACAAUCUGGAUGCCAUUUGAAGUCGUCUGUUCAUGUCAUCUUCAAUGGACUCGAACAUUGACUGUUUCUUUUUUUAAUUUUUGAACAUCAUCAUCCAAAGUGAGUUAAGUUUAGAUGUACAUGUAUCAACAAGAGGUUGUAAAAAGUAAGUGUGAACAACGAAUACAAAUGUUUUCUUCGUUAUGUAAAAGACAAAGACUUAAACAUUGUUGUUUUCAUGGUA
This is a messenger RNA of Patiria miniata (bat star), 1424 nucleotides long. RefSeq names its product perlucin-like protein. Lineage: Eukaryota; Metazoa; Echinodermata; Asteroidea; Valvatida; Asterinidae. The transcript is spliced from 2 exons. The coding region runs from base 254 to 979 and encodes 241 amino acids. The record is from RefSeq and is a predicted model, not a curated record.